UGGCACUCGGAACCAAACAGCCGGGCUGACUCGCCUGGACACUGCGUUUCUCGCAUUCAACUGCACAGUGCUGACUUUAACACUGGUCAUGGGUUUACCCGGGAACUUGUGGGUCUGUUGGGUCGUGUUCAGAACAAAGAGUCUCCAGACUUGCAACAAUGCCCUGUUGGUCAGCCUGGCGGCCAGCGAUCUGCUCAAGUGCUCCGUGGACACGCCGCUGCUGCUCUUCUCUUUUCUGCGCUAUGGGAAAGAGCCCCAGGUGUCCGUGUGCACCCUGCAGCAGUUCACCUACGCCCUGUGUAGCUGCGUCCAGCUGCUCACGCUGGUGAGCAUCAGCGUGGAGCGCUUCCAGGCGAUCGCCUUCCCGUUUCAAACCGAGGGGAGGAAAGCGAGGGUUCGCGUCUGGAUUAUGUCCAUCUGGGUGUGCGGCCUCGUUCUGGCUGUGAUCUCUCUGACUCUUUCCAAAGAGGCGCUUCUUUACAUGCUCUGCCGGCCGCACACCGGGGAGCGCGGUCACGACCCGUUUCCAUAUUCUGAUCCGUUCGGACCCUACGUGUUGGUGCCGGUGUGGGGGCUGUCCCUGACCGUGAUCGUCAUCCACUACGCGCGGAUAUUCAAAGUUGUGAGGCAGCACCGAAAGAAAGUGUUCAGCCGUGGGGUCCAGCUGCGGCCGACGGCGUCGAAGCACGUCUGGAACUGGGUGGACGUCCCCGCCUCGGCGCCGGAGGCGACUCUGCGGGGCCCCUUCAGGUCUCUGCCGCGCGUGGGCUCCUGCAGCCCGCUGCCUCCCCGCAGGACGAUGCUCCUGGUGGGCGAAGCAGGCGCGUCCACGGGAGGGUCGCUGGGUGGCCCUUCAGAGAUCGUCGGGGCGGUGUGCAUUCUCACACCCGGAGCCAAGGAGCGAGGGAAGAAGCGGAUGGAGGGGAAGCUGGCGCAGCGGUUUGGGUACAUAAUCAUUGCGUUCACGCUUUUCUGGGUGCCCAUGGUGGUUAUUUUGCUAAUGAACGUCAUCUCGUGGCAAGACGCGGACGGAUUGCUGACGGAGCUGGAGACGUCAGCAGUGGUGUUGACCUGCGUGCAGGCCGCAGUGGAUCCCCUCAUUUACACUUUCGUGACCAGACAGUUUCGCUCUGAACUUGGCAAGGUCCUGUCCUCCAUCCCAGGGUGUCCCCUAAAACCGAGAGCCUAAAAGUCCUAGACGUUGGCAAGAUGGACUGUACUUUAUGAAUACAGAAAACGCCGCUACCUUGUAUUUGCACACAGAACGAUUUAAAGGCAGGUGAAGAAGAGAGCCCACAGAUUGUGUAUUUGUGGCAGAUAUAGAUGUUUUUAUCAGGCGUUUCACAGCCAGGACACAAGACAAGGUCAUAAAUAAUAUCCAACACCUGACAAGAUACGCACAGCAGUAGUCUCAACAACGACAGGUGGCAUAGGAGGGCAAAGCAAAAGAGUCAGAGGAAAACUGAGUGAGCCCAGAAAAGAGACAAUCAAAGGAGAAUACAUAACAGAGAAAGAGAGAGACAAACACAACCACAGACCUGUUUUUGUCAUUUGUAAAUAAACUUCAAAA
Mugil cephalus (flathead mullet) is the source of this 1570-nucleotide messenger RNA. RefSeq names its product 5-hydroxytryptamine receptor 1-like. Bases 89 to 1189 code for a protein of 366 amino acids. Gene Ontology annotation, biological process: G protein-coupled receptor signaling pathway. The record is from RefSeq and is a predicted model, not a curated record. The transcript is spliced from 2 exons. Gene Ontology annotation, cellular component: membrane. Lineage: Eukaryota; Metazoa; Chordata; Actinopteri; Mugiliformes; Mugilidae. Gene Ontology annotation, molecular function: peptide binding; G protein-coupled receptor activity.